AUGGUAGACCGGGAGCCAGCUACACCUACCUGGAAGUUCACACAAUGCUUCGGUGACAAGGGCGAUGUGGAAGAUAUCACAGAAGCGGAUAUCAUCUCUACGGUCGAGUUCGAUCACACGGGUAACUACCUAGCAACAGGAGACAAGGGCGGUAGAGUAGUGCUGUUUGAGCGGAAUGAGACGAAAAAAACCUGCGAGUAUAAGUUCCACACUGAGUUUCAGUCGCACGAGCCGGAAUUCGAUUACUUAAAAUCUCUAGAGAUCGAAGAGAAGAUCAACAAGAUAAAAUGGUGUAGACGACAGAACGCAUCGCAUUUCCUCCUUUCGACAAAUGACAAGACCAUAAAGCUAUGGAAGGUGUUUGACAAGUCGCUGAAGGUGGUUGCGGAGAACAACUUAUCGAGCGAGCUGACACCGGCGGGUGCGGUGGGUGGUGGAGGGGCGCCGCGUGCGCCCCGGGCGGCCUUCAAGGAUGCAUCGGCCUUGAAGCUUCCCAGGAUGACACAUCACGAUACAGUCGUUGCCGCCGUGCCGCGGAGAACAUACGCCAACGCCCAUGCGUAUCACAUCAACAGCAUCUCUGUGAACAGCGAUGGCGAGACUUUUAUCAGCAGCGACGAUCUCCGUAUCAACCUGUGGAAUCUCAAUAUUCAGGACCAGAGCUUCAACAUUGUCGAUAUUAAACCCGCAAAUAUGGAAGAACUGACGGAAGUCAUCACGGCCGCGGAAUUCCAUCCCACCAGCUGCAACUGGUUCAUGUACGCGAGCUCGAAGGGCACAAUCAAGCUUGCGGACAUGCGCCAGCGGGCGCUGUGCGAUGAGCACCAAAAGCUCUUUGAACAGGAGGAAGACGCCUCCUCUCGCUCCUUUUUCUCCGAAAUCAUCUCCUCCAUCUCCGACGUCCGCUUUUCGCACGAUGGCCGGUAUAUUGUGUCAAGAGACUACCUCACGGUGAAGAUCUGGGACGUCAACAUGGAGAGGCAGCCGGUGAAGACGAUCCCAAUCCAUGAACAUCUGCGACCGCGCUUGUGCGACACAUACGAGAACGACAGCAUUUUCGAUAAGUUCGAGGUAGUUUUCUCAGGUGACGCAGAAAAUGUGAUGACUGGAAGCUACAACAACAACUUCAUGAUCUACCCCACCGAUCCGGCCAAGGAGACGGAGAUUGUGUUGCAGGCCGACAAGUCUGCUUUCAAGGCUAAGAAGGUCGGCGUGCCGACUCCCAUGAACAAGGGCCCUGGCAAGAAGAACGGGUCCCGAGCGGGCAGCCCUGCUGGUCCUGGCAGUCGGAUGAAGAAGGAGACCGACGCGGACCAGAUUGAUUUCAACAAGAAGAUCCUGCACAUGAGCUGGCAUCCAUACGAGGACAGUAUUGCCAUUGCCGCUACCAACAACGUCAGUGUUAUCUCUUGCCCUUGGUAUUAUGUUUCGAUUGAUACUGAUUUCAUCCCCCAGCUGUUCGUCUUCUCCGCCCUAUGA
Aspergillus clavatus NRRL 1 is the source of this 1479-nucleotide messenger RNA. Its product is annotated as protein phosphatase 2A regulatory subunit CDC55. The transcript has 5 exons. Gene Ontology annotation, biological process: peptidyl-serine dephosphorylation. NCBI's taxonomy places the organism in Eukaryota, Fungi, Ascomycota, Eurotiomycetes, Eurotiales, Aspergillaceae. Gene Ontology annotation, molecular function: protein binding; protein phosphatase regulator activity. The coding region runs from base 1 to 1479 and encodes 492 amino acids. Gene Ontology annotation, cellular component: cytosol; protein phosphatase type 2A complex. The record is from RefSeq and is a predicted model, not a curated record.